AAAACACCAAAAAUACUUAAAAUAAUUAUUGAUUCGCUAUCCAAAUAUUUGAACUAAACUAAUUUAUAUGUUAAGUUUAGGUAUUCUGACAUAUGUUAUUCGAAUUUAUAUUUAAUAUAUUAUUUUGUUUAUAGUUUUUACGAAAUUUAAAGUAUAUAAUAAAUUUUAAAAAUUUAAAAGUAAUUUAAAUGGGUUAUCUUAACUCGAACCGAAUCCGCAAGAAUCUGAAGCGAACCCGAACUGAAAUUUAGAAAUAUUUGAAUGGGGCUGAAAUCUUUGACUCCGGAAACCCGAAACUCAAACAGACCUGAACCGAACCCGAUUAGGUACCAGAUAGAUAGUUUCUCACAAUAUAUUGGGCGCCCAAUUUUUCUUAAAAAUAUAAGUCAAUUAUUAUUUUUCUUAAUAUAAUGUUAUCCAUGUUUUCAAACAAACUUUUUUUUUUAAACUGCAAUCCAUGUUUCCAAACAAUUUUUUUAUAAAAAUUGCUAUCUAUGUUUCCAAACAAAUCUAAUUUAUAUUUCCCGAGAUAUUAUUGGGAUUGUAAUAUCUUUUUUUUGUUAUAUUGUUUUCGCUAUUUUAGUGUUUGUCUGUGUGGGUAGACGUGAGAAGCAAGCAUCGUUAAGGUUAGUAAAACCAGAUGGUUUAGAAGAUAAAUGGGCCACGAAAUUUUUUAAAUUUGGUUAAAGGCUUAUGUUCGAGAACUACUUAUUAAAAGGACUUUAAUUAUACAUGUUUCCAAACAUUUUUCACUAAACAUACUAUCCAUAUUGCCAAACAAUCUCAAUGUGUACUUCAACUUUAAUAACAUAGAUACCAUAAUAAUUCUUCAUCAUUUAUUUUACUUGUUUAAAAUUUAACAUGUAUGAGUGAAAUUGUUCCAUUAUCGACAAAAAUUCAAACCAGUUAACACAUAAUUUGUUUUGUUUACAUAAUCAAUUAAGCAUGGACAUUCAAGUACACGUUUGGAUACAUAUCAGUUUUUCGGAUAUCGGCUUUUUGGAUUUUAAAAUUAAAUCUCUGUUCGGGCAUUAUAUAAGUUUCCAGACGGAACUCGAGUCGGAAUUUUCUAAGUCCGGAUAGGUUUGUACAGAGCCGGUCCUGGCAUAAUAGAGACUAAAAGCAAAAUAUAAAAAUGUGGCCGAUAUCAAGAAAAUUCGAACACGGAUUGUCCGCAAGAAAUUCAUUACCUCCUAAAUGAUCCACUAGACUAUAAAGACAUUUUAUAAUUUUGUGUUCGAUAUUUGACUUAUUUAAACACGGCCGGAAGUAUGGGUUUCAUUCGCUUGGCCCACGGAUCGGCUCUCGGUUUGUAGGAAUCUAAAAAUAUCUAAAUAACAUAUAUCUAUGUGUUUAAAGAUUCAUUAAAUAAUUUAUAAAAAGUAAAACUAACCCUGCAUGUCCUUUCAUUAAAUAAUUUAUAAAAUGUAAAAACCAAUUUUGCGUAGACGCAGGGAUCAAUCUCUAAAUAUCAAUUUAAAAUAAUAAGUUGGACCUCAAGAUCCAAGGUAUUUCUUUCCAUAAGUACAUACUUAGAAAUUAGGAUAAUUAAACCUAUAUAAGUACAAACAAACUACAGAAAAUUAUUCUGUUCAAGCUGCCAAUUUUAUUUAAAGUUUCGUUGAGUAUAUAUAACAAAAACUUGUGUUGAGUCAAUUAUAUAAGGACUGAUAAUAUUUUAAGAAUUCCAGGGACGUAUUCAAUUUAACAAGUCAUUAGCAUUGCCAAACAUAGUUUCGUUUUUUUAAUUGCCAAAUAUAGUUGAACACUAUAUAUGAAGCCUGCGAACGUCUUUGUCUUGUUAGUUAAAUUCGCAUUUUGUUUCAUCACGGAUCCUAAGAAAUUACUUAUUUAGAUUUUAUUUGAGCACCAGAAAACAAAUAAUUUAAACAUCUAAUAAAUUAGUAUGACUUAAGAAUAGUUUUUAAUUCACACAUAAUUAUGAGUGUUGUUCCCUGAUUCUUCCUACAUUAAAAGAUAUGAAAAUUUCUACUAUUACCCUUAUGCAUAUAUAAUAAGUUUAUUUCCUUAAAUAAUAUGUUAAACAAUAGGAUUAAUUUUUAAACUCUUCAGAAAUUUAUAUUGUAAAUACAAUACUCAUUUGUAUGGAACAAAAUGUAAAUGUUAAAUUUCAAUAUUUAUUAUGAAACAGAAGUAGUAUGUACUAUUCUCCAAGUUUAAAAUAAAUGUCGGUUUGUUUUAAAUCAUAUAUUGUUUGUGUUUUGAAAAAAGAACAUGAUUUAAGAAAACCAUGCAAAAUUUAGGUCUUUAAUCCAUAAUUUCUCCAUCUGAAAUAAAAAUAGAAUAAUUCUCUAGGAUAGACCUAAAAAAGUUUUUGUCACAAAUAUAGACCUUAAAAAUAAAAAUGAACAAAAUAGAUUUAAAUGUUUUAUCAAAAGAAGCAAAUAUACACUUAUAUCCCUAGGGUUAAUUAAUUUAGACAUUAGGGUUUAGAGUUAAGGGGUGGGGUUUAGGGUUUAAGGUUUAGGGUUUAGGGUUUAGAGUUUAGGGUUUGGAGUUGAGGAGUGGGGGUUUUGAGGAUAGUAUUUCAAAUUUAAAAAAUUAAAAAUUAAAUUUUUCAAAAUAAAAAUGCUAUUUUGAUCAUUGUAGUUUUUGAAGUCUAUUUUUGUGACAAAAACUUACAAAAAUAUAUUUGAGAGAAUUGCCCAUAAAAAUAUAUAGUCUCUUGCAUUACCAGGCCACUACUUUUGGUUUGUUUUAUGUUUUAAAUUGGUCUUUUAAGUAAUAUUUUCUUUUCAUCUUUAUGAUUUUAGUCUAUAAACUAACUAAACAAAAUUCCAUAGCAUAUUAAAAAUAAAUAUAAUUAUACUAUAUAUUUUUAUUUUACCUAUAAAAAUUAAACGGAUGAAAUAACAAUCUUCAGAAUAGCAAAACAAAGUAUAAUUCUUUGUGUUUAUAUUUGAUUUGAUGGUAACCAUCUCAAACUGAAAUCACAAAAAAGUAGAUAUGGUUCUAAAAUUUCAUGUGACCACUAGCAUCUAGAAAUCAAUACUAUAAUAUAGCAACAUUUAGCUAUUAUUAGUCCUUUUUAUCAUUUCCUCCUUUUGGGGUAUUGCACGUCCAUUUGUUGAUUAAUGUUGAAGGAAAGUGGGAGGGUACUUUUUGGAUGAUAAGGAUGCAACAUAUAAUUCUCUUUUGUUUUUGUGAAUUUCUAAAUAUAUAUUUGUUUCUUGAAGGGAAACAAAGUAUAAUUUAAAGAUGCAGAAAAUCUAUUUUUUUUUCAAAAUUUCUAUUGUGAAGAUUUAGUUUAAAGAUUUAGUCAAAAAAAAAGUUAUAUUGUAAUAUUUUAUAUACAGAGCUCUCGUCAUUUCAUAAACUCACCAACUCUUGUAAUUCGUAUACAAAUUCCCAAGUAAAUACAAUGUCUAAUCUUUAGUACGUCUUGGUAACAUCUGUUAGUAUUGUUACAGGCUAAUACAUAUGGUUUGUGUUCAUAAGUCUUAGAAAGAAUACACAUUACCUUGCGAAAGAUGUUGGUGAUAUACUUCAGGUGUUCAGAAGUCUUAGAAAGAAUACACAUUAGCUUGCGAAAGAUGUUGGUGAUAUACUUCAGCUGUGGUUCGCCAUUCUCUUUUUUUUUUUUUGGACGACCGCCAUUCUCUUCUUUAACUGUUGAAACCACCUUUUAAAAAAAACAACUCUAGGGCUUUUGGUCUCUUUAAAUCAAUGUUAGCGGUUAUAUCUUGACUAAACUCAAGUGAAGACUAUUCAUGAAUUGGGUAAUAUGAAAUCAAGAGUUCACUUUGAUUUCAAGUUUGUUAAUGGGACUGAAGUGGUCCUUUCUGCAAGUGAUAAUUUAGAGUCAAACCCACAUUAUUUAAAGAUUAUCAUGCAAAUGAAACAUAGACGUAGGUUUUUCUUUUUAACAAUACAUAGGCGUAGACUUAAACUAGUGUCAUCAGAAGAUUGUCGAUGGUGUUAAGUUUAGUAAUCAACAAGGCAAUUAAUUUAAAACGUGUAAACAAUUAGUUAUAGACUUUGUACAUGUUUCAAGAUCACUGUGAUUGAUUCUCAUAUAAUGUCAAUUUUCCUAUUUGCUUGGUUAUACAUGUUUAUGGAUUUCAGAGACGAAUUGGGACACAUAAUCCUUUGCUCCUAUAAUAUUAUUUUCCUACUUUUUGUUUUUUUUUUCUUUUCAUUUACAUAACUUACAUAAGAUGGAAAUUGAAAAACUAUUUUGGGACAAAAAUAUGUAAUUUUGUUUAACUUAAUUUAAUUUUUAUCUAGGCAUAACUCAAGAUUUGAAGAAAACCACUCUAAACAUAGCUAAGAGCAGGAUAUUUAGAUGGUGUUUUACUUGACUUAAAAAAAAAAUUCAAUUUAUAUGUCUUCAAUUUCUCCUUGAAUAAAUUCUAACGAGUAGAUUUUGUUUAGACCCAAGACUAUUUUUGAACUCGGGGUAACUCAUAAUCAAUAAUCACAAGUCAAAACAAAUUCGAUGAUAUUCUUGUAACUGGAUUUCAUACUUAAAUUUGAUUCAUUAAACUUCGACUGCUAAGUAUAUUUGUAAAAGCAUAUAUCAAUCUAAUUUUCAUUUUUGUUAUUGCCCAUUAGUCUGGAAAUUUAUUUAACUCAUUUUUCUCUUCAGGUUUUGUCGCGUACCCGGAGUAAUUAAUUCACGUCGUCAUGCCCGAUUUGAUAUCAAUUUAAAUACGUUAUCCCCAAUUCCCCAGCCAUGAGAAGUAGUUGUGUUGUGCGAAUUGGUUUGAACUUUGAAGUAGUCUACCCAAAGAGCAAUAACUGCAAUGCUCGUAACUUUGACUUUUUUUGUCCUAUUGCGGUUUUGAUUGUUUUUUUGCCAUGUUUAAAUACAUUAUUAUUAUUAUUGAGAAAAAAAAUCAUUAUUGCUCUCUCACUUUCCAGCAUAUAAACUAAAGCUAUACAAGUUUUUGACAGAAAGAUAUAUUUCCUCUGUUUCAAAAUAUGUAUAUUUAAAAUUUUCGCACUUAUUAAAAAACAUAUAAGAUUUUAGUACCAAUACAUUAAUUUUUGUAACUAAUUAUUUCUUACAAUUUUUAACCAAUAGAACUUUAAUAAACACAUUAUACUUUUUGAAGUUUACAAUUAAUUUAUACAUUGAAAAUAUAAAAAUUUAUGUUAUUGAAACGAACUUUUUUUUUAAACAUGGAUCUUUUUGAAACGGAACGAGUAUAAAAUGUAUAACAAGUAUAUUUAAAGCAAAUAUUAUUUUUUGGUUUUAAAGAAUUUUCUAUUAGUGUCUUGAGUUUAUUUUUACUUUCUAAUCUAAGUAUAUAUAUCCUAAUUUUUUUGUCUUAAAUAAAAUAUUAACCUUUUGCUUACAAAAUCAUUGAUUAAUUUGCAUUUGAUAGAUCUAACCUGCAGUGUACAAGAUCAUUGGAUAAAAUAUAAUCUACAACAUCCAGGACCUUGUUAUUCUUGGAAUUUACAAUUAUUCUCCGAAAAUUGAUCAAAAACCAGCAACUACAACAUUUCUUCACACUCUAGUUUUUUUUUGUAAAUACAUUCUCUAGUUUUUUUGGUCAACCAGUCUGGAGAAUAUAAACGUUAACUUCAGUUUGCAAGGAGGUUUGUCUUUUGUCAUAACCGUACGUACUAAGUAAAAUAUUUCCACCAAUAGUACUAUAUGUUAGAACUACGUAUUGAAACCCAAGUCUUAUUUUAACUACAGCUAUUUAGCUCAGCUUUCGAACUGAUGAUAUACCCUUUUUUUUUGGUAUGACUGAUGAUAUACUUUGUGCGUGUGUAUAGAUGACUUUCGCUACAGCCAACGUUUGAUCCUUGAACUUCUACCGUUUCCAAUGGAAGUGCUUAGAAUCCCGUUGACGUAUAUCCGAAUAAAUACCUUUCCUGUUAACAAAUUCGUUUUACCGGAACAACGAAUCCGGUAAAGGUUUAUGUAUGAAAGUCUUUUAUAAAAAGAAAAAAUAUCUGUUUCAAAAGUAGUUUAUGGUGGUUUCACGAAUUGGACGACGACAUAAUAUUCAAAAGGACAAGUUCAAAAAAAAAAAAAUUCAAAAGGUUUGCGAAACUACCACUUUUCAUAUAAACUAAAAAGAACAAAAAAACUACUAAUUUCAAAGUAGCGAUUCAUAUCCUAUGAGUUCCCCUAAAUUGACAUGAUAAAAGAAAAAGGUGUUACGUUUCAGGAAUAUUAUUAGAAAAACAAAGAAUAAAUAAAUAUUUAACAAAAAAAAGAGAGUUUUAAUCAACAAAAACAUCAAGAGUUUUCUCAUUUUGCCAACAAUUUCAAGAGUUUUAUUACUUCAGGAAAAUAAAAUAGUAAGGUUAACAAAUAUUUAAUAGCUGAUGGUUCGCUCUAAUAUCUUGGUCAUUUUCUGCAUCUCUCCAAAACUUUGUGGACGAUCUAUAUAUUUGUGGAAAGAAAUAUUCCAACUUUAACUAGUGUCGCUCUUUCAUAUGUGUACACCUCUAUAGAUCAAAGUAUUUUAAGUGAAAUUUACAAAAAAAAAACUGUAAUGUGAUGAACACAACCAACAUGAUUAUUUAUAAAUUCCAUGAAUUUCUAACUUAAAAUAAUUGAAAAUGAAUAAAUUACCUCAUCUAUAUACAUAUAUUUCUCAACAUUCAUCAAAUUUUCAAUUUAGCAAUUUCUUAACUCCCCCCUCGAAUAAAUGUGUAAGUCAUAUAUCGUAAAGACCAUGCUGUGAAUUAAAGAUCCACGAUGUAUUCUUUUGAGAGAACAAUAAAAAAAUUAUCAUAAUGAAACUUUUGAAAACAUAUAACUUAAUAUGUUAGCAAAAAACAUAUAAGUAUAUAAGUUAAUAAAUAAUUGAUCUACACUAGCACAAAAUGGCUGUUAAUGGUUGAUACUUGAUACACAUUAUAAAAAGUAAAACCCGUUGCCAGUAGAUAACAUCAAUUCAUAAAAUUAAAUGAGAAGUGGUAGAGUAUAUGCUAUACAUUGUAGAUUUAAUAAAGAAAGCAAUAUAAAAGAAAGCCUAAAUCAAAGGAAUUGACGGAACAUGCCUAAAUGUAUGACAUAGCGUAUUUGAAUGAAAUUUGUUCAAGAGAAAUUUAUCAUCUUCUCCAACAUUUCCCAAGCAUAUUCUUUCUGUUCACAUCUGUUUCCUCGUCACCAUAACACGUAUUCAUUAACUUAAUCCAUGGCUUCCAUGUUAUUUAUAUUUGUCUUAAUUGAAUUAGGUUGAUGCAUGUUAUUUUAUGCUGUAAUUUUCAUCAUAAAUUGUUAAGUAGUCAAUUGAUCAAUUUAUAAUUUAUGUCUAUAAACGUAACGAUCUCUCAUAUGCACUUGGAUCUGCAUCACCAAGAUGAUAAAUUUAUCAUAUAGUAUAUCCAAGAGAUUUAACAUCCUUCUCUCUCUUAAUCUUGAUUGCAAUAAGUCAAACUUGAGAUUAGUUUAAUUACAAUGUGGAGUCCAAUUAUCGCACAUAAAGAGGUCUCCUAAUUAAUUUAUGAGCAUAUAUAUGCAUAUGAAAUUUAAAGAAAGAGUUGUGUAAUUCAUAGCAAUGCAUGUUAUUGCAUGCUCCUACGUGUUAAAAAUAACUUGUAAGUGAAUUGUUAAACAAAAUUCAUAGCCAUACUUAAGAAUAAUCUGUUUACUGAAGCUUAUAUAUAUGCAUGUGAGUUUAUAAAGGGAUCAACAAGUUCCUAAAUAAAAUCUAAGAGCCAAUAAUAGCAUUAGUUGAGUUUAGUAAAGACUAAGUGAGUAUAUCUUUUGGCAGACAUAUGCAAAUCUUGUGAAUAUCGUUGGAUUAAUAAUAUUCAACGGAUCAUAAAGAAAGAGCUUGAUUGGUGGACUAAACAACAUAUAAACAAAUGUGAUAAUAGUAAAAAACAUACAAAAUAAUAGGAAAGCCUGCACAGGUAAUAUUGACCAACAGCUUCAUUCUAACUAGACAAGCCCAUGUGUGUUGUAGGACCGCCAAAUAUAUUUUCCAAUAAAACUUUCAUCAUGUCCUAAUUUAUUAUAUAACCAUUUCCUCUUCCUUCUCCUCAUAUCACUAAACCAACCUUCAAGAACAGAGAAGAAGCGAUUUCCAUCAAUAACAAAAAAUAAAUAUAUAAAAACUCUUUCUUCAUUUUUUUUCUUUGAACUCUCAUUGCAACACAAACAUAAGAUUUGUUUGUGUCUGCUUUCAGAAAAAAAAAAAGAAAGAAAGAAUGAUACCAAGUUACGACCCAAAUGAUACCGAAGCUGGUCUCAAGCUUCUAGAGGAUCUAACCACAAAUGCAGAAGUAAUUCAAGAACAAGUUCUCCACCAAAUACUCUCUCAAAACUGUGAAACUCAAUAUCUCCAAGCAUUUCUUGAUGGAGAAUCCGACAAGAAUCAACAAAGUUUCAAGAACAAAGUGCCUGUUGUAAAUUACGAUGACAUAAAGCCUUUCAUUCAACGAAUCGCAGAUGGAGAAUCCUCUGACAUCGUCUCCUCUCAACCCAUCACAGAGCUCCUCACUAGCUCGGGGACUUCUGCGGGAAAGCCGAAGUUGAUGCCUUCCACAGCUGAGGAACUUGAACGGAAGACAAUUUUCUACAGCAUGCUUGUGCCUGUCAUGAACAAAUAUGUGAAUGGGCUAGAUGAAGGUAAAGGAAUGUAUCUUCUAUUCAUAAAACCAGAGAUCAAGACUCCUUCAGGUCUAAUGGCUCGUCCUGUGUUGACUAGUUACUACAAAAGUCAACAUUUCAGAAACAGACCAUUCAACAAGUACAACGUCUACACUAGCCCUGACCAGACGAUUCUUUGUCAAGACAGCAAACAGAGCAUGUACUGUCAGCUUCUCUGCGGCUUGGUCCAACGAUCUCAUGUCCUAAGAGUUGGAGCUGUCUUUGCCUCUGCCUUUCUUCGAGCGGUCAAGUUCUUGGAAGAUCAUUACAAGGAGCUUUGCGCCGACAUUAGAACCGGUACAGUAACUAGCUGGAUCACUGAACCAGCAUGCAGAGACUCGGUUUUGUCGGUCCUUCAAGGACCUAAUCAAGAACUGGCUGAUGAAAUUGAGUCAGAGUGUGCUGAGAAGUCGUGGGAGGGAAUCUUGAGGAGGCUAUGGCCUAAGGCUAAGUAUGUUGAGGUGAUUGUGACGGGUUCAAUGGCUCAAUACAUUCCAACACUCGAGUUUUAUAGCGGUGGUUUACCGUUGGUUUCAACCAUGUAUGCUUCCUCUGAGUGUUACUUUGGUAUCAACCUUAACCCGUUGUGUGAUCCUUCGGAUGUUUCGUAUACGCUUCUUCCUAACAUGGCCUAUUUCGAGUUCUUGCCCGUCGAUGACAAAUCUCACGAAGAGAUUCACUUUGCAUCGCAUUCUAACACCGAUGAUGAUGAUGAUGCUCUCAAGGAAGAUCUUAUUGUCGAUCUUGUUAAUGUUGAAGUUGGCCGAUACUACGAGAUUGUCAUUACUACAUUCACAGGUUUAUACAGAUACAGAGUAGGAGAUAUUCUUAAAGUGACCGGUUUCCAUAACAAAGCGCCUCAGUUCCGUUUUGUGCAGAGAAGAAACGUUGUAUUAAGCAUCGAUACCGACAAAACUAGCGAGGGAGAUCUACUAAACGCGGUGACACAAGCUAAACUCAACCAUCUUCAAAAACCUUCAUGCCCCUUGCUCACGGAGUACACUAGCUAUGCGGAUACGUCCUCGAUCCCAGGGCAUUACGUUCUCUUCUGGGAGCUAAAGCCACGUCAUAACAACGAGCCACCAGAGCUAGAGAACAAGACAAUGGAGUUAUGUUGCUCUGAGGUUGAGGAUUAUUUGGAUUACGUAUACAGGAGAUGCAGGAACAAAGAUAAAUCGAUAGGGCCAUUGGAGAUAAGGGUUGUGAGUUUGGGGACUUUUGAUUUGUUGAUGGAUUUUUGUGUCUCGCAAGGAUCUUCAGUGAAUCAGUACAAGACUCCAAGAUGUGUUAAACCUGGAGGAGCUCUUGAGAUUCUUGAUUCCAGAGUUAUUGGGAGGUUCUUCAGUCAAAGAGUUCCUCAAUGGCAACCACUUGGUUUAGAUUCGUAGCUUUUUUUUCAAUUUUACUUACUUUUUCAUAUACAACUAAAGUCUUGAUUUAAAGAUUUUAAGUAAGAUCCUCAUUUAUUAAGUUGCUAAUUGAUGUUUGUUUAUUAAAUGUUGUUGCUCUUUUGUCUCUUUUGUAACAAACUUUUAGUAAAGUCCUCUCAUUUUGUGAAUGGUGUAUACUUGUUGUUUCUCUUUUCUAUUAUUUUAUUAUCCCUCCCUCUCUCUUUUUGUUUAAUGAAGUUUUUAAAAUAAAAUUUUGUUUAAUGAAGUUUUUAAAAUAAAAAUAUGUGUAUUGAUUUAUAAGAAUAUACUACAGUACUUUUUUUCGUACCAAACCCUUUACAUAAAGUCUCAUCUUUGGGGAGAAAGGAUUCUCAUUUUUUUUUUCUUCAUCAAUCUUUCAUAAAUUUAUGAUUACAAGUCGACAACAUAGUCAUUAGACCUAGAAAAACUAUAUGUGAUUGUGCUAUAAAAUGUUUGAUGUUACAAGACAGUUUGUUUAGAUUACAAAGAUAAUAAAUAAAAAUGAAAAAUCUGGACAAUGUAAAAUAAAUUAACAAUAGUCGUCACAGAAAUUCACAUUCCACUGAACGUAAAUGAACAACAUAUAAAAAUGAAAUAGUAUUUUAAAUUAAAGAUAAAACUUUCGUAAUUCUCUUUAGCAAUAUUUUUACUUGGGUAUAUAUAAAGAUGAAAUCAUAAUCCGGAGAGACUGGAUAGAGAGGUGUAGAGUGACGUAUGGAUGCACAUGAAGAUGGUGAUGGUUUAAUUUGCCAGCCAACACACAGCUACAUCAUUGAGAUCCACAUUUCUUUCUUACAUAUAUUUUUUGUUCACAAUCUCAACUCUCUCUCGUCAACGGUUUUACCUUCUUUUGCCCUUUCUAAAUCUUGAAAAUAAGUUAUAUAAAGCAUCAUUGGUACUUGUACAGAUAAUACGUUUUGAAGUUGAAUAAAACAGCAAAAAAAAAGAAUUUUGUUAAAAUAAACAACUGACCCACGUUGAUUUGUUCGGAAUAGUGGUUAUACUAGUUUUAUAUGUAAGAAGACUUCAUGACUAAAAUUCUUUCAUGUUGACAUUUAACAAUAUUCGGGUACGUUUUUAGCACACAGUAGGCUAAACGUUAUUAGUAAACCAUGUGCUUCAAUGUAAACUGCAGAAGAAUAUUCUAACAACAAUAAAAGAUGUAUCGUCUUAUAAAAUCAGUAUCACAUAAAGUAUAUAAUAUGAAAGACAAAUUCUUUAUUCGAACAAUUCACAAUCAUUAGUCUAUUAUUUUCAAAUUAUAAUAUUUCAGUGAAAUAAUUAAAUAUGCAAACUAUAUGACUACUUGGUAGGACUACUAGUUUAAUAUAUUAAAUUCCAAAUUCCAAUGGCUGAUUGAAUGUUGCUGCCGAAUAUAUUAUGUAUUGCCGGAGAACUUAAGAGCUUUAAUUUUUUUUUCAUUUUAGAUGAAACACAACAUUUCAAAUUUACAGAUGAAACAUAAAAUUUGCGUAAAAAAGAUUUGCCAAAAAAGCUGAGUUUAAAAUACAACAAUCGGUCUUGUUCAUGAUAGAUUAUGUAUAAUAAGUAUGAUUAGGGCAAUGAGUGAGAGGAGAUCCAAGGAAUAAGAGUCGUGUCAACUGUCAAGUCACACAAGGAGUAGAAAUAGUCUUCUUUUUUCUUUUGAUCAAACGGAGUAAAAAUAGUCUACACGUCGCCGUAUAGGUACAAAAGGUUGUUUGUAAACCAGUAUUCUUCUUUUCAAGAUGCGCUGGAAUACUUGGCCACGGCCGAGGACACGUUUAUCACAUGUGAUAUUAAAGAGGAUUGUUUCACCCUCGUUCCACUACAACAUUUUGAGUUUAACAAUUUUACUAUAAGUUUUGACCAAAAAAAAAAAAAAAUUUUACUAUAAGAAAAAAACAUUAACAAUUUUACUAAUAACCUUGUACCUAUUCGGUGAGAUGUAGAAUUUUGUAAAAUUAUGUGGCCUGAGACAGCUCCCACAAUCAAAUCCCACUAGUUGAUAUUGGCGUAUUCAUCACAAUCGGCGUUUAACAGAUUGCUUAUUCAACGCCGAUUUCAUAUGUAUGUCAAAUAAUAUACAAGUUUGGUUUUUCUUUAUCGAAUAUGUAUGUCAAACAGAACUUAAAGCUCUUCUGCAUGUAGCCAUUUCGUCGUUGAGAUAGCCAAUAUAACACCAAAACUAACACAUAAACACCACAUCACUAGUUAUUCAUCUAAUAUAUACUUUAUACAAAAUAAUAGUAAAAGCUCUUAACAAUGUCUUUAGUAAAAGCUCUUAACAAUGGUCUAAAAGAGAAAUAACAUACAAAUUUAAUCUAAUUAUAAUAUAUAAAUUUGAACUGGAUCAGUUACUUUAACUAAAAACUAAACAUGUGAUCUGUAUCCAAUUUUUGUUUGUACUAUCCGUAUACAUAUACAGGUUUUUGAAACCGAUAAUAUGGCUUAGAGAACAACCUAUCAUUCCAAGAUUCAUCAUAAGAAUCGAAAUGAUGAAUGUAUUAAAAGAAUGGUUAAUAUCGGAUGUGAGUAACCUACAUGGCUUGUAUCUAACGGAUGUGUUCUGGUGAGCAAAUGGGUAAAAGAGACAGAUGAACGACCCAAAGUUUUAAAGCAAAAGAAAAAAGGGAACACACUUUACUGUUCACUUAAGAGAACACGAUGAGUUUCCUCGCAACUGUCCUGUCAUGUUGCUUUCCGUAUCGUAUCGCCUUCCAGCAAAAAACACUGUCGUUUUCCUCUAGCUACCAACACAGACCCUUCCAACCCCCAUCUAAUCGUGCUUGUUAACUACUGUAUGUUUUCCAUGUAAGUCUGAAAAUAUAGGGAAAUUUGAGCCAAUAACCAAAAAAAAAACUAUAUUUCACAAAUUAACCAUAUCAAUCCUUCUCUCCUAUUUUCUCUUCCUAUCUCUCUCUACCCUCUUACUACAAAUCUAAUAUUUUUCCCAAUAUAUUCAUUCAUCAAAUUAACCCAAAUAUAUAUACAUGUAUUGUCAACUUAAUGGGCUGAUUCAAAAUAAUGCAUGCAUAUAUAAAUCUAUCCACAAUAGUUUCGAUUAGACACAAAGAAAGUAAAACUAGUUUGUGAGAUAGCAACCUUAUACAGCUUGUACUCCUAGUCUCCUAACGAGACCUAGACGUUGUGCAUCUACAGUUGUCUAUUCCAAAAUUAGUUCAUCAAUGUUUACAUCCACAUUCGUAAGUCGUUUAUAGAAAGAAAAAAACAAACAUCUAUAGAAACGAACAUUAUGGAACACUUAUUUUUAGUAGACAAUAAAUUAGGUAUAUGUCACACCACAUACCAAGGUUUACUAGGUUUGGGUAUAGCUCUAUUAGAUUUCAUUUCAUACAAAAUUUAGUUAGAGAAGCUAAUGUAUAUGAGGUUGUCUGGUUGUUAAUAGUGGUUGUUAUAUGAAUGUAUAUGCAAAAGAAAAUAAAAUGUUAACAAUUAUGCUAUCUCUGCUCUAUCACAAAGAUUAAAAUAUUGGAAAUUUGUUUCAGAAUGAUAUAAUUUUUUUUCUGUGAAGCUUUGUAUAUUUGAUAAUAAUAAAUUUUAAAUUUAAAAAAAAAUGAAUUUAUUGAAUUAUUAAUAAUAAAAAAUUAUAAACCUCAGUGUUAUCUUAUCGUUUGAAGAAGCAAAGAAAGAAAAAAGUUUUUUUUUUUUGAACAGAGUGUGUGGUCAAUGUAAAUAAAGAGGUUAGAAGAAGGCCACGAGUACAAGAGGGAACAAAGGUAAAUAAGGAAUUAAAACGUUAGGGGGAGACUUCAGAAAAGAAGAGACAAAAACAAAGAGAGACCCACAAAAAGAAAGACACGAUUAGAGAGGUGCAGCAUUUGACACAACUCCUUCUUUUCUCGUCCGCACGCAAUUUGGGUCUCGUCCUCAUAUUUUUGUGGUGGGCUCUCUCUUUUAAACACUUGCUCCCUCCCACAGUUUUGGUCUGAUUCGCUUCAUCUAUCUCUCUCCUUUUUUAAAGAAAACAAAUCCAAAAUCGAUAAGACUUUAUAUAAUAUAGAGUCAUUACUGGUCUUCGUUUAUUUCACUCUGGUUAAUUUGUUUGUGAAAGUAGAAAAGGUCGUAGUAUCGUAUGCGUUGUACAUAGCUGUAUAAUAGUCACAUUUUGUCAGACUUAGGAAUGUACACACUUUGGUCCAACUUAGACAUGAUGCAUUUUGGGAUAAUUUCUAGUCAUUAUUCCGAAUAAAUGCAAAAACGCUUAGAAGAUUACGACAGAAAGUAACAAGACUGUGUGAGAGAGAGUGUGUGUGACCACAUUAUAGUAGUCUUGAGUGUGGACCAUACUAGUUUAACACCCCACUCGUGUGUCCUGUCUUUCAAUUGCUUGUCUCGAUUCAGUUUCAACGACAAAACCUUUGUUUCCUUCCCUAAUUUCACGCUAUAUGUAUAGGCUAUAGCUAAACUUAACAUCUCUUUCUUUCGCAUUUUCUUUUCUCUAAUCAGGAAAACCGCAAAAACAGGGCAAUCAUUGUAGGCCAUCAUCAAAGUGCAUUAAUACAUGUCUGAUCUAUCAAAGUAAGAGACCUAGUUUUACCCAAAAAAUGUAAGAGACCUAUAUUCAUUUUAUUGCAGAAUCUUGCGGCUUAAUUAAGAUAACUCUCGGCCUUGGUCCUCUUCCUCCAAAGCAUGGCCAUCUAACUAAAGCAGUGAAAAUGCAACUCACAAGUAAGGAUAUGUCGGCUGAAAGCCCAUGAAUGGAGAAUCUGAUGCAGUUCUAGACUGAUGGCCAGGUUGGACCAUGUUAUGGUUUGUAAAAUCAGGAUAGGACUCUGUUUCUAUGAUUUUUUAAUUGAAAAGAUAGCUAGAUCAGUUGGAUGAUACAUGUGAAAUGUGUUUCUUAUAAAUUAUUGAGAAUUUCUCAAAUGAUACUCUCUCCAUUUUUUUGUUUAGUUAAUUGGUGAGAGACUUUAUGACAAAUUUAGCAAAAAAAAAAAAGAGAGACUUUAUGAGAAAAUACAUUUCGUUCUUUGUAAUUUUAGAGAAAGCCACAGGCCGAUGAGUGUCCGGGCGACAGGAACCAUACUACAUCCUCAAAAUCAAGGCUAAAGAAGGACCGGACUAAUCAGGGCCGGAUCAAAAUUAGUGGGUCAGGUUGGCCGGCCCAUUACAAUAGAACCAUGGGCAGAUUAACAAUAUCUCAACAACGAAAGAACCAAGGGCUUAUCUUAGUUGCUGAAUCAAGGCCGAAUAAAGAGUUCGAUUGUGUUAGAAACAUCACUACAACAACUUCAUUAUUUCAAAUGUAAAGCUUUGUACAUUCUAAAAACAAAUCUAAAAUUUAAAUUUGAAAAUUUUUGAACAAUAAAACCUCAAAUAUAAAGUUUUCACUGUUCAAAAUUUUAUGUAUGAGAUUUUUACUUUUUUUUUCAAGUCCUUACACUUAUAUUUUACAAAUAAUUUUAAAAUUUCAUGUUAUUUCAAUCUUUACAAUUUUUUAUCUCAUAAAAUAAUAAAUAAAUUUUAUAAUUUUACUAUCAUAUAUAAAGUUAAAAUAUUAAAAUAAUACUAACAUUUAUGUAAAUUUGAUUUAUUUUUUUCAAAAUCUCUAAACAUAAUUCUUAUAAAUUUGGUUUAACAGAAGAAAUUCACUGAUGUUAGUAAAUUCUUUAUAUGAUUUUUUCGUGUUCAAAUUGAAUAAUUUAAUAGAGAAGAUUAUAAAUGAUAUUUUAGUAUAGAUUUAUAUUUUUAUAAAAUAGUAUGCUUUUAACUAAUUUUAUUCAAUAGUAAAUACUAAAGUGUUAAAGUAUAAAUUUUUUAAGGUUGUUUACCAAAAAAAAAUGAAUUUUUUACAGGAAUAGUAUAAAACUUUGUUUCGGAAAAAAAACGCCAUCAAACCUUAAAUCUGAAGUUGAACCGUAAAAUAAAUUAUUUUUGGAGAUGGUCUUAGGAUUAUCAGAUUUUCAAAGCAUUUUUUUACUGUCAAUAUUCAUGUUCGAUAAAGAUGCACAAAUUGUUUUCAUUUUUUUUUCUUUUUUGUAAAAGGGCUUAUACUGUUUUCAUGUUCAUGUUAAAAAUCUGGUUUCAUGUUCAUGGCUCUUCCGGAAGAUGAGAAGAAGGCUGUAGUUACAAAACUCGAGCAAGAAAGUUCUGGUUAAGAUUGAACGAUUACAGACUGUUUUAAGUACGUGAAGAACAUGUAAGUAUCAAUGAUGUACCCGUAGGUUAUAUAUAUAACCAAUGAGGAGAGACGCUGGCAUAAACAGUUUAUACAUCUUUUUUUUUCUAUCUCUCAUCUUCUGGAAGAGCCCGAGCCAUGAACAUGGAAACAGAUUUAUCCCCAAUAUCAUCCUUCACAAGCCAACAAACCAGACCACAUGAUUAGUGAUGUAACAUUAUGAUACUUGAAGGAGAUUAGCAAAGACCUCUUUUUAAAGCUUGUAUUUUUUUUUUAACACAUCUUUUUAAAGCUUGUAUAUUAGAAUUUUUAGUGAAUAACAGUUGUACCUUUAUAGGCUGAGUGAAUUGUCUUCCAGAAAAUACUACAAAGAAUGCCAUCCAUGUUCCUAGAAACACCAGUUUCGCCUCAUCAUUCAUCAGACCAAUCUGCAAAUUCAUCACUCAUUACUUAGCCUCAUUAUCAAGAUUCAAGGAUGUGAUACUAAUGUACAGGAAGAUAUUGUACCAAAUGCCUGAGAAGUAUUGAGGGUAUGAUGAACGUAAGAAGGCCAGCUUCUAGCUUACCAUAACAGAGCCCUGCAGACAAAAAAAAAUGAAGAAAAUUAGUAUGGCUACAAAUAUGAAACCUGAUUAUUUCACUUAACCAUGAAUUCUCUGGUAAAAAGGCUGCAGAAGAAGCAGCUACAAAGGAAGCAGCAGCAGUUACUAGUCCUGAUCUGUUCAAAAUAACCUAAAGAGAAUGAGACUUAACUUCAAAUUCUAUCUUUUCACCAAGAACAACAUAAAUCUAAUCAAAACUCUAUCUUACCUGAGUUACAUGAACAGAUUUGUCUUAAAGGAUUCAAAUUGCAUGUUAUAAUCAUCCAAUAUCUUAACUUUUGAGAAAUCCAAGAAAUGAAAUUUUAAGUAUAAGGAGCUGUUCGUUUCAUCAUCUAUCAUCUCCAUCCAAAUGAUUCAUUUACAUGCUACCCAAAUGAUGCAUCCAGAUAAUAUUGGCAUUGUUCAUUUUUUCUUCCAGUUGGAUCAUCUAGAUGAAUCAUCUAAAUAGACUUAUGUUAGUUUCUUUAUCUCUAUUUCCAUUUAGAUGAGUUUAGAAAAUAAAUUACUAAUAUAUCUUUGUUUUGAUUUAAUCAUAUUUUAUUUUUGUUUCACUAUAUUAGUUUUUAUUAAUUAUUUAAAAUAUAAUUAUUUAAAAAUAUAUUUUUGGUGGGAAAUAUAAUUUUACGGUUUUAGCAAAAAAUACGUAUUCACAACUUAAUUCCAGAAAUAAGAAUUAGCGAUUUUAGAAGAAAAAAAGUUAUUUUGUGGUGUUGUUGGAAAAAUGAAUUUUGUAGUUUUGGCAAGAAAAUGUGGUUUUGUGGUUUUAGCGUGAAAACAUGCUUUGUAGUUUUUUACACGACAACAUGUUUUGUGGUUUUAAUGGGAUAAAUACAUUUUUGCGAUUUUGACGGGAAAGUGCGGUUUUAGCGAGAAAAUGUGUCUUUGUAGUUUUAACGAAAAAAAAACAGUUUCGCGAUUUUGGCGGGAAAAUGCGUUUUUAUGGUUUUAGGUGGAAAAUGUUGUUUUGUGAUUUUGGCCGGAAAAUGCAUUUUUGGUUCUGACGAAAAAUGCAUUAUGUGAUAGGAAAAUGUGUUUUUGUGGUUUUGUCAUUUUUCGUGAGCGUCAAAAAAUAAUAUUAAAUUUAGAUUUGUAAUUUGUAAAUUAUAUCAUAAGUAUAAUAGACAUUAUACCAUAAGUAUAAUAGACAUUAUACCAUUUUGACUGAAUUAUCUCCUUCCAAAUGGUUCAAUUUGGUUUAGUUGGCUGAUUUUAAAAAUUAAGUCUAAAUUUAUGAUGCUCAUUCAGAUAAGCAAUUCAGAUGACUUGUAACUUGAAGUUUAAACAAACAACAAUCCUAUUUUCAUCUAGAUAAAUCGUAUGGAUUGUGAAACGAACAUUGACCUUGAGUAGAACUCGUAUGAAAGAGACGUACCUCUUUCGGAUCGGACUGCUCACGCAAACACCUUUCUAAACUGUUCCGUCGACAGAACCUCCUUGAGAGCUGUCGCUUACUGCCCUGAUACAAAGCCAACGAUGAUUUGUUGAGGUUAGCCGGCGGUGAGAUGAGUGUCAUCAAUAACAUAACUCACGUCUGUCGCAAUCAGAGGUCUCAAACAAUGCGGCAUUCAAUCAUUACUAGCUGGAAUGCUUCAGAUCUGUCUUUGUUUGUCUAUCAUCACAAGACAUCUAAAAAUGCCCAAUAUGAAAAAUUUAAUUAUUUUCUACCCUUGAUUAAUAUACGUUAAUUGUAUGUUAGAAUUUAACCUGAUAUAUAACAUUGAUUUUAUCAUAAAUAUUUAAAAUAUAUAAUUUACAUUUAGCGUUAUAUAUUGUGUAAUUAUAUAAUCUUAUUGUUUAUGACAAAAACAAUAAUCUUAUUGUUUAAGUUUUUUAUUCGACAUUGUUAAUAUAUAGUGAUUAGUUUUAUACAAUUAUUUUAUUAUUAAGAAUAGAUGUUAAAGGUUAGGUAUAUAUUAUUAUACUUUGUAUAUAAUCAUUUUAGAUAAUCAUAGUAGACUAAAAGUUUGACAUAGGUUAAUAAUUUUAUUUUGUUAAAAAUUCACAUAGUUUACUAAUUUUAGCUAAAGUUAACACUGAAUGCUAAGUAUUAUUUAAAUAAAAAUGUUUUUCAAAAUAAAAUAGGUUAAUUUAUUAAUUCAGUAAAAUUUUGUCAUAUUUAACUGGUAUAGUAUUUGUAUUUUAAUAUAAUAUAGAAUAUAACUAAAAGUUAGAAAAACAUCAUGUCACUGUUUUUAUAAGAAAUAUUUAAUUAAUAAUACUUUAUAAAAUAUUAUAUUACGAAUUAGCAAAUUAAUUAAUGCUUUGUUUUGUAAAAAUAUAUUUAAAACUUAUAGUAAGCUUUUGUUAGAUUUUUUCUUAACAAAUUUUAUUAUAACUGAAUUAAAUUUUAUUUUUAUAUUUAAAUCAAUUUAUUAUUAAUAUCCUUAUUGAUCAUUAAGUUUUUUUAGAAAUGUUAUAUAUUUGAUUAGUUAGUUAAAAUAAUAUAACAUGUCAUAAUAAUUAAUUAAUUAAAUGAUCUUAGUAUGAUAUGUCAAUAGCAUAACCAAGGGAGGACGGCACAGUGGUCUUGAGGGAGCUUUGGCCCCAAUACGGGUCCGGAUUCGAAUUUCGCUGGCCAUCGUCGAUUAAAAUAGGGUGAAAAAGACGGCUCUCCAGGAUGCCUUCUGUGGAAGUGUACUUAGGCGCUAGUCGGGUUCUCUCCGGGGUCAUCGGAUUAUCUGGAUUACAAAAAAAAA
Molecule: messenger RNA, 19418 nt
Organism: Brassica rapa (field mustard)
Lineage: Eukaryota; Viridiplantae; Streptophyta; Magnoliopsida; Brassicales; Brassicaceae
Product: indole-3-acetic acid-amido synthetase GH3.17
Cellular component (GO): cytoplasm
Molecular function (GO): acid-amino acid ligase activity
Source: RefSeq, a predicted model, not a curated record